This is a messenger RNA of Amphimedon queenslandica, 1162 nucleotides long. RefSeq lists its product as uncharacterized. NCBI's taxonomy places the organism in Eukaryota, Metazoa, Porifera, Demospongiae, Haplosclerida, Niphatidae. The coding region runs from base 90 to 1112 and encodes 340 amino acids. The transcript has 4 exons. The record is from RefSeq and is a predicted model, not a curated record.
GCUCCAGAGAAGCAGCCACUCCUCCUUUUCCUCUUCCCCCCUCUCUCUCUUUUUGUCCUGUGGUCUGCCCUGUUCUUCUUGAGUUUAUAAUGUCUGUCAGAUACAAGAGAAAAGCUAAAACAAGGAGAGCCAUUGAAGAGACACUGCUCAAUGAAGAGGAGAGAGCAGCUUUAAGAACAAUAAGAGAAGAAGAUGAUGAUCAAAGCGAGUCUGUCCCCAGAUGCACUGUAGGCAGUGUCAUUACAAAACUAACCGGACUAUGUUGUAACGGGGCAGCCCUCAGUUUAGUGCUAAUGGUUGGGGUUAUCAUCAUUGGGAUAACACUCUUUGGACUCUCUCACUCAACACUUGCCAACAGCAACAACAACAACAACAGCAGCAGUAGUAGUAGCAAUACUCCAGUUGUAAUGAGACACGUAUCAUCAUUCAUACUGUAUGGAGGAUUGUUUGGAUUGCUAUCUGGUCUGUCCAACCUCUUUGUGAUUAUUUUGUUAUUUUAUAAAAUACCACUCCUGUACGGAUCAGGAGUAUUUAUUCGUAAACACCGACAGAUCAGUGAUGUCAUUAGAAAGGUGGUAAUGCAGAUGCUGUUUGACAGUGAGAGGCUGGAGAGAUACUUCAUAGAAAGGAUAAACCAAUACUCCAUUGAUACCAACAUUAGCCAGUCAAUAUCUACUGCAAUGAAAUCACCACAAGCUCAGACUAUCAUCAAUGAUCAUUUGAAUGAGCUCUACUCAGGCCCUGAGGCGUAUUACCUAGUGAAGUUAGGAAUAACAAGAGAUAAGGUUAGACCAAUGAUUGCUCCAGCUAUCCUAUCACUCUGUGCUGAAACUGGUCCUAGUGUAUGGGGAGAGUUUUUUAACAGGAACAAUAGCUCAGGUAGUGUGCCAGAGAUCAGGGAAGCAAUGGACAACUACCUGAGGUACAGGGUGAAAGAUAUAACUGGACAGAAUAUCUCAACAUACAUGAAGAAGAUAAUGUUCAGUCGACUAUCAGGACUCAUUGUGUUUGGAACCAUUGCUGGAUUCAUUGUUGGGUUGAUGGCACAAGCUUUGAGAUUUACAAUAAACCCUGAAUUUAUAAUUGAAAAUAUUAACAAUACACAUCUAUAAUUAUAUUGUACAUGUUUUUGAGUGUUUUUUUAUUAUUUUAAUCCGACCAA